Messenger RNA from Ascochyta rabiei, 3069 nucleotides. RefSeq lists its product as uncharacterized. The coding region runs from base 1 to 3069 and encodes 1022 amino acids. The record is from RefSeq and is a predicted model, not a curated record. Lineage: Eukaryota; Fungi; Ascomycota; Dothideomycetes; Pleosporales; Didymellaceae. The transcript is spliced from 2 exons.
AUGGAGCUCUCACCGCGUCGUAUAGUAAGCAUUGUGCUCUCUGCGUGCCUUGUCGUUCCUACAACUGCUAUUGAGAGCUUCCGUAGACCUACCGUCAACUUCGCUGCCAGCAAUGAAAGCUAUCUUCUCGCUACCAGUUCUCAGCCAGCCAGCAUUCACAUCGAUGCUGCAGAUUGGCCUGGUGUACUUCGAGCGGCGCACGAUCUUGCCAUUGACUUCGGACGAGUAACAAACGCCAAUGCAACAUUGACAGCCACUGGUUCGCCCACCGCAAACGCGUCCACGAUCUUCAAUGUCACAGGCAUCAGCGAUGACUGGAGUGCGGGCACGAGCGGAAACAGCACUGGUGGCACGGCCAUCAUCGUGGGCACAGUCGGGAAUUCGAGCUUGAUUGACGCUUUAAUCUCAAGCGGCAAGCUCGAUAUCAGCGAAAUUGAAGGGCAAUGGGAGGCGUAUGUCAGCGCGUUAGUGCGGAAUCCCAUGAAUGGGACCGAUCAGGCGCUUGUCAUUGCUGGCAGCGACCGCCGAGGUGCGAUUUACGGUAUCUACGACGUCUCAGAGCAGAUAGGUGUAUCCCCAUGGCAUUGGUUCGCCGAUGUGCCUCCCAAGAGCCACGCUGAGGUCUACGCACUCGACGUCACAAAGGUGCAGAAGACUCCCACUGUCAAAUAUCGUGGCUUCUUCAUCAACGACGAAGCCCCUGCGCUGACCGGAUGGGCGAACAACAAAUACCCGGUAUACGGAGGCAACAGCCCUUUUGGAGCCGAGUUCUACGCCCAUGUCUUCGAGCUGCUGCUCAGAUCAAGGGCAAACUACUUGUGGCCAGCGAUGUGGAACGGUAUGUUCAAUGUCGAUGACCCACGCAACCAGCCGCUUGCAGACGAGUACGGUAUUGUGAUGGGAACUUCGCACACCGAACCCAUGGUGCGUGCCACCUCUGAGUGGAGCAAAGUGGCCAAGGGCAGUGAGUCUGGCUGGCAAUGGGCGACUAACAAUGCUACACUGUACGACUACUUCUAUGAAGGCGCUCAGCGAGCCGCGCCCUUCGAGAACGUGGUCACCGUUGGAAUGCGCGGCUACCAUGACACCGCUAUGUCUUCCGAUGUACAAACGAGUGUACUUGAGGCCGUCGUGGACGCCCAACAGGACAUCUUGAACAAGAUCUACGGCAAUGCUUCGGAAGUGCCACAGAUGUGGUGUCUGUACAAAGAGGUUCAGGAUUACUUCGAGGCUGGUAUGAAGGUUCCAGACUAUGUCACACUGCUGUGGACCGAGGACAACUUCCAAAACAUUCGAAGAUUACCCGUCGGCGACGAGAAGAAGAGAUCCGGCGGCGCCGGUGUCUAUUACCAUUUCGAUUACGUCGGUGACUCGCGCAACUACAAGUGGAUCGACACUAUCCAGCUGCAGAAGACGUAUGAGCAAAUGCGACUGGCGAAGGACCGCGACGCAGACAGAAUUUGGAUUGUCAACGUCGGUGACAUCAAGCCUAGUGAGGUGGCUAUCAGCCACUGGUUCGACAUUGCUUACGACAUCGAUUCCUACGACGAGACGUCGGUGCCUCAGUGGACUGCAGACUGGGCUGCACGAAACUUUGAUAAAGUACAUGCACAGACGGUCUCGGAAAUUCUGGACGAGUACGGUUUCCUCGCAAACAUGCGCAAGUUUGAAUGGGUCGAGCCCUCUUCGUACAGCAUUCUCAACUACGAAGAGGCUGACCGCAUUCUUGCGCAGUGGCAAGAUAUCGGCAAGAAAGCCCAGAAUAUCUUCGAUGUUCUUCCUGCGGCACAACAGCCCGCCUUCUACGAGAUGGUCUUGCACCGCGUACUUGCGGGUGGCAACUUUGUCGACGUGCAGAUCUCUGGAGCAAGGAACAUUGCUUACAGCGGCAUGGGAAGGAACAGCGCGAACAGAUGGAUGCAGCGCACAAUUGACGGUAUGAACAAGGACCACAACCUUACACAGCGCUACCAUGAGCUGUUCAAUGGCAAGUGGAACCAUAUGAUGGAUCAGACCCAUUUUGGAUACCAAGGUUACUGGCAACAACCCAUGCGCCAGUCGACGCCCUACCUCCGUUGGGUUCAGACAUCAGAGCGAGGACUCGCUGGCGACCUUGGCGUUGCCGUUGAAGGCAGCAACGCUACAAUUCCUGGUGAUGACCAAUGGCACUCAAACGGUGGCGGUUCUCUGAACCUUCUCGAUAUCACACCCUUUACUCCUAAACGCUGGUUGGAAAUUGCCUCCGUUGGUACACAGACCUUCAACUGGAACAUCUCGGCAGAGCCUUUCAUCAAGCUAUCUCAAGCGUCUGGCACCAUGGCACCGAACGACGAAGAUGUCCGCGUCUACGUCGAAGUCGAUUUCUCCCAGGUCCCUGAUGGUUUCGGUAAGAAGAGUGUCCUGAACAUUUCUAGCAGCAACGACUAUGGUACCCAGUUCGGCAUGCCGCAAGUGAUCUUACAGGUAAACAAGACAAGCGUUCCCUCAAACUUCAGCGCUGGUUUUGUCGAAUCCGCAGGCCAACUCGCCUUCGAGGCAGAACACUACACGCGCCUGACCCCAAAAGGAAACCUGUCUUUGACGACUCUACCCAACUACGGACGUACCCUCUCAGCCAUCAAGCUCAACGAUUCGCUCGUCGAAGGCCUCACCUCAGCGACCGCGCCAACUAUUGAGUACGACUUCGUCACAUUCACCCCGACGACCGCCUCCAAGGGCCUCAACGUCACGUUUAUACUUAGUCCUAGUCUCAAUAUCGACCCAAAGAAGCCUCUUGCCUACAUUGCUCAGAUCGACAACAAGCCUGAGCAGCGACGCCAGUACGUCAUCGACCAACCACAGCCAAACUUUCCUGUUGGAUGGGGUACAGCGGUCGCGCAGAACGCAUGGUACAAUACGACGAACUUUGGUGAGACAAGCCCAGGCAAGCACACGCUAAAGGUGUGGCUUGUGGAGGCAAAUGUCAUUCUGCAAAAGGUGGUGCUCAAUCUGGGGGGUGUGGCUUACAGUCACAAUGGCCCGCCUGAGAGUUAUCGUAUUGAUGGGGGUAAUUCAACUGUGGCAUAUUAG